CGCCGUGGAGAAAACGUGCGUACUUUCCGUGCACUGUGACAGUGUCACUGACAAACCAGCCAACCAACCGGUCGAGGAGGGAUGUGAAAGCGUUGGGCUUGUUUUCACCAACACUGCAUCCAAAGAACAGCAGAUAGGAACAUACAUAAAGGGAAGUGGACACAUGCAUGAGAGUGUGCGUGCAAACAGGCUGCUUGGGGCCAGAGGAGGUUUUCGAGGAAUUAAAAGUGGACUGCUGCUCGUGGAACUACUGGCAUACGGGGGCUGGGCUGUGACUUCUGACUGCUCGCAUUGUUGUAUGUUUCCUGUAGUGGAAUAAUUUUCCCCACCAUCAAAGGAAUACUUGAUAAACUAAUCUUUUCGCUCUCCAUGGUACUUGAAGGCAGAGAGAUGGACUGGAUCGGGAACACCAUGCAGAAGAAGGCUGCAGAGCUGGAGCGGCUGGCUGAGGUGCUUGUCACUGGAGAACAGCUGAGGCUGCGGCUCCAUGAGGGGAAGGUAAUCAAGGAUCGGCGGCACCACCUCCGAACUUACCCCAACUGCUUUGUGGCCAAAGAGCUCAUUGACUGGUUGAUUGAACACAAGGAGGCUUCAGACCGAGACACGGCCAUCAAGAUCAUGCAGAAACUUUUAGACCAGAGCAUUAUUCACCAUGUGUGUGACGAGCACAGAGAGUUCAAAGACUUGAAGUUGUUCUAUCGCUUCCGUAAGGAUGACGGCACAUUCCCGCUGGACAGUGAAGCCAAAGUCUUCAUGAGAGGGCAGAGGAUCUAUGAGAAGAUGAUGAACACGGACAACAACCUGUUACAGACCAGGGAGGAGGAGGAUGGGACAUUUGAGCGGACGCUGGUGGCCUCUGAGUUCAUUGACUGGCUGCUACAGGAGGGGGAGAUGGCAACCAGGGAGGAGGCAGAGCGGCUGGGUCGGAGGCUUCUGGAACAUGGCAUCAUUCAGCACGUCACCAACAAGCAUCACUUUGUCGAUGGGCCCCUCCUGUAUCAGUUCAGGAUGAAUUUCCGGCGACGGAGGCGAUUGAUCGAACUUCUUCAUGAGCGCAGCUGCUGCAUUCCCGAGAGCCACGACAGCCCCUUCUGUCUCCGCAAACAGAACUCGGAUGGAGGCAACACCAGCUUCUUGUCAGUCAGUCCUACUAAAGAGAUAAAGGUGACGGUCGGAGUUCGUCGCAGCAGCAUGAGCAGCAGCUGUGGCAGCAGCGGUUAUUACAGCACCAGUCCAACGCUCAGCAGCAGUCCACCUGUCCUCUGCAACCCCAAAUCCGUUCUGAAGAGACAAGUGAAUCCAGAGGAGCUGCAGACACCAGGAGCACCGUUUAUAAAGAAGACAUUCACUAUUGUAGGCGACGCUGUGGGCUGGGGCUUUGUGGUGCGAGGCAGCAAACCUUGUCACAUCCAGGCUGUGGACCCCGGAGGACCCGCAGCUGCUGCUGGCAUGAAGGUGUGUCAGUUUGUAGUGUCUGUGAACGGGCUGAACGUCCUUUCUCACGACUACCGGACCGUCAGCAACCUGAUCCUAACUGGACCCAGGACAAUCGUCAUGGAAGUGAUGGAAGAGGCACCUUCAGUGACCUCUGCUCCAGUUGGUUUCCAACCCUGGGCUGGAGCUCGACACUGCCCUCUGCUGGGAAGGACAGGAAGACACAGACCGGGAACAUUUUGACUGUAAUUGCAUUCAAGGUGUUGGAUUUUUACGAACUACAGUGUUAAAUAGAAACCACUGUGGUAUGAAAUCCACUGGCCAACUACACUGAUGCCCCAGUGUGUGCUAGGAUUGUGUUGAUGUACAUAAUAAAAGUGCAGUGCUAAACUGCAUGUGACAUUAACAAAGUUACAAAAGACUUCAUGACCAAACAAACUGAAGAGUUUUUUUAAUGUGCAAAUUGAUCUCGAUCAGCAUCCUUUAGUUUUUUAAGAUGGUGUCUGAUAAGCAGACAGAACGUCUACAGUAACUCUAGAUGUCAUUAUUUGUAAGUGUUUAAGAAAAGUGUUGAGAUUUCUCAGCUCUGUAAAAUUUUUAAAACGAAAGGCUGCAUUUAUUGCCUAAAAAACAACAACAAUGCUAUGUGUUAAUUACUACUGGCAAUACCAAAUUUAGUCAUAAUAGAGAUGUUUUAAUAUAGCUAUUGUAACUAUAUGUUCUUUGAUAUUAAAGGGUAGAAUUCGUGUGUGAUCA
Molecule: messenger RNA, 2190 nt
Organism: Monopterus albus (swamp eel)
Lineage: Eukaryota; Metazoa; Chordata; Actinopteri; Synbranchiformes; Synbranchidae
Gene: deptor
Product: DEP domain containing MTOR-interacting protein
Exons: 11
Coding region: 370-1677 (435 amino acids)
Biological process (GO): negative regulation of TOR signaling; intracellular signal transduction; G protein-coupled receptor signaling pathway
Cellular component (GO): plasma membrane
Molecular function (GO): GTPase activator activity; guanyl-nucleotide exchange factor activity; protein binding
Source: RefSeq, a predicted model, not a curated record